This is a messenger RNA of Xiphias gladius (swordfish), 4213 nucleotides long. It is a transcript of the gene lrp13a, whose product is annotated as low-density lipoprotein receptor related-protein 13. Lineage: Eukaryota; Metazoa; Chordata; Actinopteri; Istiophoriformes; Xiphiidae. The record is from RefSeq and is a predicted model, not a curated record. Bases 24 to 4166 code for a protein of 1380 amino acids. The transcript has 21 exons. Gene Ontology annotation, molecular function: calcium ion binding; protein binding.
GUCUCACCUGGUACCAUUAUAAAAUGCUGCACUGUCACACUUGGCACCAUUUGGUCCGUUUUAUUUUAUCUGUGGCGAUGGGUGGAUGUUUGUUUCUUUGUGCAGUCUUGUUGCAUUUGUCAGGGUCUUUGCAAGUUGUUUCCAGUGGAAGUGUUCCUUUGAAGUGUGGCCUAGGCUCUAAACUAUGCAAGGACGGCUCAGAGUGUGUCCUCUACAGCCAUGUGUGCGAUGGAGAGCCUGAUUGCAGGGAUGGUUCAGAUGAAGAGGACUGUGCAUCUGCGUGUAAUGGAGAUCAGUUCUUGUGUGCCCAUGGGAAGAAGUGUAUAGACAGGGACCAGGUUUGUGAUGGUGUAGCUCAGUGUCAGGACCGUUCUGAUGAACUGCAAUGUACGACGCAGACGGAGGGCUGUUUUCACCACUGUGACAACAAGAGUCGCUGCUUGCCUGCAACCUUCCUCUGUGACGGAGAGAAGGACUGUCUAGAUGGCACAGAUGAGGCCAGCUGUGAGGACCAGGAAGAUGUGUAUGAAAAGGAAGAAAGGACCAGUACAAACCCUGAGCCUCCUGCAGCUGUUGGCCCAUCUACCACCAUCAAGUGUCCUUUGGGCGCCAAACCCUGCAAGGACGAUGCAGAGUGCGUCCUCUACAACCAUGUCUGUGAUGGAGAAGUAGACUGCAGAGAUGGCUCAGAUGAGGAAGAAUGCUUAUCAGCAUGUGAAACGGACCAGUUCCAGUGUGCCCAUGGAAAGAAGUGCAUUGAGUUGAGCCAGGUGUGUGACGGUUUUCCUCAGUGUCAGGACCGCUCAGAUGAACUGGGAUGUGCAAAGUACGUGGAAGGCUGUGCUCACCAAUGUGAUGACAAGAGCCGCUGCAUUCCUAACAGCUUCCUCUGUGAUGGAGAGAGGGACUGUUGGGAUGGCACCGAUGAGGCAGACUGUGCUGAUGAAGGCUGCAGUGACACGGAGUUUAAGUGCACCAGUGGCCAGUGUGUGUCAGCCAAAAUGCAUUGUGAUGGUCACCCAGACUGCUGGGACCGCUCAGAUGAAGAGAGCUGCACCAAAGCACCGGUCUGCACCACCAAACAUCACUGCUCCCAGAGCAAGGAGUGUCUGGUGCAGGAGUGGAUCUGUGACGGAGAUCAGGACUGCAAAGAUGGCACUGAUGAGAAGGAUUGUCCCAUGGCUCCACUGAACUGUGGUGAGUUCCAGUGGUCGUGUAAAUCCAAGAACAAGUGUAUCCCUACAGCCUGGAGGUGUGAUGGUAUGAAGGACUGUGACGAUGGCAGUGAUGAGACUGAAUGUGGGGUGGUGACAUGCCCCCCCCACCAGUUCCAGUGUGGAAGUCAGGAGUGCCUGGAUCCAGUCCUGGUUUGUAACAGCAUUACCAACUGCGCAGACGGCUCUGACGAGGGAGGCAGCUGCCAGCUAAGCUGUGCAGAAGCAGAAAACAUCCGCUGCUCCCAGAGCUGCUACAGCACACCGCAGGGAACGCAUUGUCGCUGUACAGCAGGGUUCAGGCUCAUGGAAGAUGGGCUGACCUGUGCUGAUAUUGAUGAGUGUGAUGGUCAGAACCCAGGUGUGUGCAGUCAGCUGUGCGUCAACACUCUUGGCUCCUACCGAUGUGACUGUCACCCAGGUUACAUAAUGGAGGCAGGUGGACACCACUGCAAGAUCACCGGUGAACCCUUCCUGUUGUCGUCAGUCCAGACAGACCUCUUCUUGUUUGGACUGCGCAGUGGGAGCCUAGAUGUGUUGUCAUCCUCUGCCAAGAAGGCCAUCCUGUCUCUGGACUAUGACUGGAGGGAGCAGAGGGUCUUCUGGGUCAGUCUGGACACUGAGAGCAUCAGGUGGUCGUCGCUGGACCAGAAGACCACAGGAAUUCUGAUUAAAGGUGUACGGGCUGAUUCUGUAGCUGUGGACUGGCUUGGCAGGAACCUGUACUGGAUUGAUGGGGUGAACAGUCAGAUUGUUGCCAUCAGACUGGCCACAACCACUGUUAAGUCACUGGACCACAGCGUCAUCCUGGACGAAGACCUGGAUCAGCCCCGCUCUCUGGCCCUGCUGCCACAAAAAGGGCUGAUGUUCUGGACAGAGAUUGGUAAUGUAGUGAAGAUUGAACGAGCUGGGAUGGACGGGUCAGAGAGGAAGGCAGUGGUGAACUCCAGUCUGGGCUGGCCUGGCGGUGUGGCUGUGGACACAAUCUCUGACAGAGUCUACUGGACUGAUGAAAGACUCGGGGCAAUUGGAUCUGCGACACUGGAUGGAGAUAAUAUUUGGAUACUCCAGAUGAAAGAGACCAUGAACCCAUUCUCGCUGGCAGUUUUCAAUGACAUGCUCUACUGGUCUGAUGCCAAGAGGCGAGUGGUGCAGGCUGCUCAUAAAAUAUCUGGCAAAAACCAUCAGGUUCUCCUGAAAAGACCCAGACAGCCUUUUGGCGUGAAGAUUAUCCACCCAUUGCUCCAGAUGGGCAAACGGAGCCCAUGUGAGAAGAUGGACUGUUCCCACAUGUGUGUUUUGGCCCCAGGACCCAAACCUGUGUGCAAGUGUCCUUCUGGUCUUUUACUGGCUGAGGAUGGCCUGACCUGCUCCAGCCUGGUCAAUUCAGCAUUUCUGCUGAUGCUGUCUCCUUCCACUGUCACCCAGAUCUACCUGCAGUCUCGACACACAGUAACAGAGCUGAAGGGCUGGCCUGAACACCUGGCCCUGCAGGUGCCCAGUGUCAAUGAAGCUGCCAUCAUGGACUACAACCUACGUGACCACACCCUAUUCUUGACCGAUGACGGUACAACUUCACUCAGCUCCUUCAAGCUGAAAGACUCAGACUUAGCCUCCCAAGGCCAGCUUCUGAAACUCCUGGGUGACACAAUCACUGCCAUGGCCCUGGACUGGGUAACACUUGACAUCUACUGGAGCAGCAACAAACAGCCCCGCCUGCAGGUCACCUCUAUCAAGGGGGCACACACUGCUGUUCUCAUAAAGGAGGGUAUUGGUAGAGUGGAGUCCAUUGCUCUCUAUCCUCCCAGUGGGAUAGUUUGUUUCACCAACCUGGCUCAGCAGGGUAUAGGUACUGUUGCUACUGUAGAGUGUGCCAGCAUGGACGGUGCUGAGCAGAGGGUGGUGUGGAAGGAUGCUGUCCAGCCCACAUCUCUGGUCUUCUCCAGUAAUGGGGAUACAAUUUCCUGGGCUGACACUGCUUUAGGGACUAUUGGCUCUGUCCAGCUUGAUGGCUCUGGAUACAGAGAGUUGAAGGCUGGUGAUGGCCUGGCCGCUGUGGCUCUGAGUGAUGAUACACUGCUCUGGAUGACUGUCAAUGACAAGACGAGGCUCUGGUACAGAGAUGAGCAGCAGCAGAACAAGUUGUGGUUUGAAGUUGGCACACAAGUGGUCGGCUUGAAGGCGUUCAGCAAGUCGAGUCAGACUGGUUCUAACCAGUGCACAGAAAACAACGGCAAUUGCCAGCACUUAUGCCUUGCCACCUUAAGAGGUCGGACAUGCAAGUGUGGCCAUGAUCAUAUCCUUGUGAAUGCCACCCACUGCAGCCCAGAGCAGGGCUGCCCAGCUGGCAGAAGGCUAUGCCUGGAUCAACUCUCAUGCCAGCCUAUUGAGAAGUUCUGUAAUGGGCAUGUAGACUGCCCUGACCACUCAGACGAGAACUGUGUCAAUCUGAAGCAGUGGCCAGGAGUCAAGGUCCUUGCUCCCACCCAGCCUCGCAGCUUGUCUCCACCUCCUUCCCCUCUCCCUCUGUCUGAAACCACUGAACUGAGCACCACCCUGAAUGUCAGCAGCCAGCUCAUGAACCUAGAUGCACAGCACUGCAGCCAUAGACAUUGCAGUGGCAAUGGACACUGUGUGGAGAUUAAUGGGGACACUGCGUGUGUGUGUUCACCGGGCUACAGUGGUGAUUCCUGUCAGGACCAUCUCCUGAAGACCAUGCAAGGUCCCAUCAUCUAUGGUGUCGCAGGGCUCUGUGCAGGAGUGGUGGUCAUUGCUGUGAUGGCAGUGGUGGUCAAGAGGAAGAAGAGUACUAACAUGAGGAGAGCUAGUCCAGCAGCUGUGAAGGAAACAAGUAUGACAGACCUGGAGAAUAAAGCAGAGUCCACCCCCAGUACACAAACUGCUCCAGUAGACACAGAAAAGCCAGAGGAAGCGGUAUCGUCUGUGGACUGAGACUGAUAUAGGCAAGCAACGGUUUUAAAUAAACGGGUUGCAUUUUC